Molecule: messenger RNA, 1202 nt
Organism: Suillus discolor
Lineage: Eukaryota; Fungi; Basidiomycota; Agaricomycetes; Boletales; Suillaceae
Exons: 4
Coding region: 180-1004 (274 amino acids)
Cellular component (GO): endoplasmic reticulum
Molecular function (GO): oxidoreductase activity
Source: RefSeq, a predicted model, not a curated record
UUGAUGCAGGGCGAUGAACUUUCUUGGUGUGGUAUUGGUCCAGACUCGUCAUCUGACUUGUGGAGAUCUCCUCUGCCCAAACGGACUUCUCAUUACGUGUACUAAAAUAGACUCUAUGUGACUUACUGCUUAGGCUUACACCUAUAAGUUAUGCUACCGUCCUGCCUCACCUAACACUCAUGUCGCGAAAAGUCGUUCUAGUAACUGGUUGUUCAAAAGGCGGGAUUGGCUUCCAUCUAUGUGAGCAUUUUGCGGAGCAGGGAUGCACUGUGUAUGCCACAUCUCGUAGGCUGGAGACGAUGGACGGCUUCAAACAUUCAGUGGAAAAGCGUGCCAUGGAUGUGACCAGCGGCGAAGACGUGAAACUCGUCGUACAGUCCAUUCUAGAGGAGCAAGGAAAACUCGACAUCGUUGUGAAUAAUGCUGGUGCUCUGGCCAUUGGACCGUUGCUUGAUGUAUCUUUAGACCAGGCUAGACAAGCUUUCGAGACCAACACGUUCUCGAUCUUGCGGGUUGCACAGGCGGUCGCACCCUCUAUGGUAGAACGCAAGCAAGGGCUUAUCGUUAAUAUUGGAUCAAUUGCAGGAAAUAUCCCUACGCCAUGGAACGGAAUAUACUGCGCAGCAAAGGCGGCAGUUCACGCGCUCAGCGAUACUCUGGCCAUGGAAUGCAAGCCCUUCGGUGUUAAAGUGAUUUUAGUGGCACCAGGCAGCGUCAAGUCAAACAUUAGCACCAACCAAGCAGCCACACUUGAAUUAUCCCCCACAUCCAUCUACAAGCCUUACUUCGAUCGGGUAUACGAACGCUUGCAUAUCAGUCAAGCCAAAGGGUGCAUGCCUACUGAUGAAUUUGCACGACGUGUGGUUGCAAAGGUGCUGAGUCCCAACCCUCCAACAUAUAUAUCACUUGGGACCAGCUCGCGCCUUUUCGCAUUCUUCCACUGGCUCCCUCAUUGGCUUGUCCUCUGGAUCCUGGGAUCGAAGAUGGUGUGGAGGAAGACCUGAGCUAUCUACGUAGCCACCACCUACUCUCUCAUGCCAUGGACGAAAUAAUGGGCGGCCGCAGAAGAUUAAUAAGUAAUGAAAAGACGUUCUGAACUAAUCGUGUGACAAUUCUUAGUCUGUACCACACGAAGGAUGCUGCGCAGUCUCAACAACAAUACCCACCUCUUCACGAGUGCGCAUGUGAGCAUGUCGGGGCUU